Molecule: messenger RNA, 4527 nt
Organism: Zootermopsis nevadensis
Lineage: Eukaryota; Metazoa; Arthropoda; Insecta; Blattodea; Termopsidae
Source: RefSeq, a predicted model, not a curated record
UGCAAACGUUUCAGAGAUGUCAUAACUUCUUUCAGUAAUAUUUUAUACUUCAUAACCAAUUGUGUGAACAGAGUCCUUGUUGAGUAACUGACUGUGGUUCAGCUGAUAAACAUGUUCAUUGCGUUGUACACAGCUCGAACUUUUAUUACCAUGUUUACAACAACUGUCCACUGGACCCUAUCUUAUGACAGUUCAUUCCAGUAGCCACCCUCACAACUAUUUCCUAAUAUCCAUUCUAAUAUUAUACUCCCGUCUAUAAGUCUGCGUCUCUGUACAUGUAGUUUUUAUAACCAAAAUGUAAUGCGUGCUGCAUAUGUUCCCAUCGUAGGUUCUUUGAUUCGCCUUUAGUAGGUGAAGAAAUUAGCCAAUAAUUCUGGAUUUGAGACUCCUAAGGCGGAAUACGGCAUGUCGAUUUUAGUCUUCUACCCUGAACAUAAAGAUGAUACGUUCCCCCGAAACGGUAGCCACCUACAAGACUACAUGCGAUGAUUUGAAGAUUUUUAAUUCUGUGAAUGAAUUUGCCUCAACCCAUGAUUUUUAGCCAAUCAUGAAAAUUGUAGUAGUUCCUCCCCAAUGAACAGUAAAAUACGGCGAUCGAAUUGAUUCAAGACAAAAAUAUAUAUUCAAAUUUAAAACAUAACCCGCGUCUGCCAGUAAUAAAACUUCAGUAAGCUCUACUAUUAUAUUAUAAAUAUCUUCCUUUGUCAUUAAUGUCAGUUUAUUCAUGAUCCAGAAAAAUAUCGUGUUAACGUUUAGGUAUUAAUAAUAAACGCAUUGAGGGGGUGAGAAUAGAAAAGAAAUUUUAAUCAGUUUAACUGAAGGGGAACUUAGUCGUAGUUGAGAGUGGACUAGGUUUAUCUGUCAUGAGACAGGCACAAGUUGGGAGCUCUUGUGAACACGGUAAUGAGCUUUACGGUUCCAUAACAGACGGGAAAUUUACUGGUCAUCAGUUGUACUAUUAAUUACUCAAUAAAGACUCUGCCACGUGGAUCUAGUUUUUCUUCAGCGAGAUCUUUGAGACCUUAGAUUCAGGUCGAAAGAGUUGGACCCUCCUCUUGGCAGGUUGGUUCGACCCAUAACACACAAGUUUUUCUUCACGGUUGCGCUGUCUAGAAAACUCCGCAGAGAGAUUUUAGCCGUAUUGAACUGUCAGUGGACAUCUUUUCAAACUGUUUAUUUGUAAAGAAAUGUAGCAGGAGUGAACGUAGUGUAAACUGUUUGACAGGCACAAAAUGUUGAUAGUUAAAUGGAACUGAAAUGCCUUGGAAAAAUAGUACAGCAAAGGAAAAUUGUGUGAUGAUGUUACGUAACAUUAGUUCUUGAAGCUCAUCCUGGAAGCAUUGAUGUGUCAGGCGUUGCUCCGGGAGCGUGAUCCGUGGAACAUGAAGAGAUAAGUGGUCAUUCCGUCACUCGAUGUAGGCUGAUGAAUGUGUGCAAAGUUCAGGCUACAACUCGUAGUAGCUGCUAUAAUCUGUAUCUAGUAGAACUUAGUCAUUUGGUAUCAUCGUUACAUGUUUACCAAGCACGUACAGAACGUCACUAAAUGCUGUAUUUUUCAAUGGACGCUGCUUAUUUCCAGACCAUAUUCAGGAUUGCUUAAGCCAAUAAUAUAAAUACGCCAUGCCACAGUUGAAACAGCCACCAUCAUUGGAGUCCAUAGUGCUACAGUCUUUACAAAGAUUUAUUCUGACUCUUGGACAGAAACUACUUGGUAAAGUGUGUUCUGGUACACCAGCCACAGUGCUACCAACCAGAUGGGGCAUGCCUUCUUUUCUUGUGAGAGAGAACUGUUCUAAGAGUUCUGAAUUAGAAGAAUUGCGAUAUUUCUUGCACCCAGGCCUGCCUCUAAACUUGUCAAAUUCAGUUACUUCCGCUGUGUUGGAAGCGAUUGCCACAGUCAUCUCACGCGCAAAGUGUACUUAUGAUGGGUUUUCAAAGAGUGGAGAUGACUGUUGUCGAGAUAUUAUUGAGAACAUGAUCUCCGUCGCACUUCAUGCUCAGGUGGCACGUGUGGAUCUGUUACAAUGGCCAUGGUUUAUAGGGGAGAUACUACUCAAACAUUUGGGCAACUUUCAACAUUUGGAAGUUCUGAAAUUGUGGCCUGGAAGUUGGAGUCCUGUGUGGACCACUGUUGUGGAGAUGCUUGAAAAUGGCCACUGCUUAUUAAACAACCUUGUGUCAUUCAGUAUGAGGUGUCACUGCACUGAUAAAAUCCUACAAGUGCUGGCACAUUCUACCAGACUUCAAUAUCUUGAUGUGAUGUUCUCAGUUGAUGUGACCGACACGUGUGUUAGCUCGUUGCUACAGCUGAAUAACCUAAAGGUAGUGAAUAUGUGUAGUACAUCACUCAGUGCACAGGGGUACACUGAGCUAUUAAUUGGAUUGCCUCAUCUUAGUAAGUUAGUGUGGUUUGAUUUGAAUUGCCACGCACUAGGAAACAUGAAGAUGUCACCUCUUAGUCUGCACAGUUAUGAAGCCAGUAGAGUGUCAAUUGAUCAUCUAAUUAUCCUGGUACACAUAUGUCCAUAUCUAACACAGGUCAGUCUUCAUUGGGUUGAAGCUGAUCUUUCAGUUCUUGGAGCACUGAAGCAUCUACAGGAAGUAAAACUUGCACAAUGUAGUGCAGUCAACAGCAAUCUCAAAGGUUUAUUAGAAAUAAUAGGUUAUAAUAUCAUAUCACUGGAGCUGCAUGAGUUGAGAGAUGUGGAUUUGCUUAUGAUUGGUGCUUUGUGUGUAAAUCUUAAAAAAAUGAGUUUGGUUUGUGACCUACAGUCUGUUGAAGAAUCAUUUUUGGGAAUAAAAACACCUCUCUUCAAAGAACUGAAAGAUCUAAAAUUUGGUUCAGAAUAUUCUGAAUGUUUGUUCUUUAAUUGCACCAAUAUUAGGAAACUGGAGAUAUCCAGAUGUCAAAAUUUCAAUGAUAAUGUGGUGGCAACGUUAUUAACAAAGAACCCUCUAAAACAGCUGCAGGUACUAUCAAUAGCUCACAGUGGUCAAUUGAGCAUGAAGACUGUACAUCUGCUAUUGGAAUCUUGUGAUAAUCUUAGAGUGCUAGAGGGUUUAGAUAGUUGGGGUGGUGUUUCCAAGUUACAGGUUAUGGAACUUUGCAUGGAAAUGAAGAGAAAGAACAUGGACAUUGAAAUACUGUGGAAGAAACCACUCCAUAUUAGUUGGUAACACUGCUUAGGUUGGUAGUUUUGUUUUAAAGGAAAGGCAAACUAGUCCCUUGUUUGCCCUCCAUGUAAAAAAUGUUAUAUUUACUGGAGUAAUUGCACAUAUCCAUCACAGCAGUGGCCUGUGUGAUGUAUAGGUUGUAACAAAAGUUCAUUUUGAUAGAGAAUAAGAUGCUAACAGAGUUAAACAGCAGAUUAUUUCAAUUUUACAUUAAUAAUGAUCAAAAUUAAAGCUCAGUUUGCAAUAAUUUUGUAUUGCAGUUGUAUUAAGACAAUUACAAAUUAUAGUAUAUGUGAGAUAGUGAACAGUGAAGAUGUCUGUUGUUACUUUUAGGUUAUGAUGCCAUGAACUGUAAUUGUCACUGACACAUUUCCAUUUGGACUGUAAAGUAUAGGUUACAUUCUUUUAGUAUUUACACAAUACUGUUUUUUAAUGAGUUGUAAUUUAUUCUUUUAAUUGCUGGACACUUUUUAGGUCUUCACUUGUAUAUGAUAAACUUCAGAUGGUGUCACAUUUGGGCUUUGUAAUGAAAAAUUUAUCAGAAACAGAGUGUCUUUAGGAGCUGCUGGAGCUAAACCCCACUUUAUUUUCAGAAAUAACUUCUGAAGUUUUCUUCUACGAGCAUCUCAGGGAUAAGCCUUCUACCAUCACAGAAUUCUGUCAAUACAGAAAGGCCUUAGAUUUAAAUGUAAUUUUUUCCUAUAUGUGGCUGGACCAGGUUAGUUAGAGUGAGGUAAACAUUUAAAAUCUAAACAUUAAAAUAUGUAACAAAGAAUUAAGUUGGGGAUUAUAUUUAGGGACAGGUUAAUGUUAGUAAUUAAAACUAAUUGAUAUCUCUGACAAGAUAAUGAUAGGUGAGUCAACUUAAACUGCCAGCCCCAACAUACUUAUAAUCCAUGACCUGCCACAAAAUUUCAGCAUAUGCAUCUACAUUCACUUCUAAUCACUGUAUCACUGAACAACUGAAAUGUGGAGCUUAGCCAUCUUGAAAAGUUCAGCUUUAAUGUAACAUACAAAGACAUGACUUCUGAUGGAAUCCUGCAAAAAAAAUCCCCCUCCCCCCAAUAUGUUAUUCAGUUAUUCUUUUGUUAAUAAAUUUUGUCCAGUUAGGCUCCAUCUGUGACUUGUGCUUUUGAACCUGGGAUAAUCCUAUGAAUGUACAUCUUCCACCUAAUGCAGGUUCUUUUUUUAGCUCUGUUAAUAAUAUUUGUGAUGAUUUUGUAUUACAUUUAAAGACAAGACUAGUCACUGCAUGAAAGUUAAAAAAGUACAUUAUCAGCUUAUUAAUCUGUAUUCUUACUGUCCACUCACAGAAUGUCACUGUUGAAUAAAAGUCACUUUUAUGAAUCUCCA